AUGGUCAUCGAAGACAAGUACAUCGGCCUCGCCCUCGCCGUCACAUCCACCCUCGGCAUCGGCGCAUCCUUUGUCAUCACUAAAAAGGGCCUCAACGCUGCCGCCGAGCGCCACGGCUUCGAGGGCGAUGGCUUCGCAUACCUGCGCAACCCCAUCUGGUGGGGCGGCAUCGUGACCAUGGUCGUCGGCGAGGUCUGCAACUUCUCCGCAUACGCCUUCGCGCCCGCGAUCCUCGUUACGCCCUUGGGCGCGCUGAGCGUGCUGAUCGGCGCCGUGCUAGGGAGUUAUUUUCUAGGGGAGCGGUUGGGGAUAUUGGGAAGGGUCGGGUGUGCGAUUUGUUUUAUCGGGAGUGUGGUGAUUGUGCUGCAUGCGCCGCCGGACCAGGAGUUGGCGAACAUUGAUGAGCUGUUGCAUUAUGCGUUGCAGUGGGGCUUCUUAACGUAUUGCACGAUUGUGACGGCGUUCGCGGUGGUUAUGAUCUAUAAGAUUGCGCCGGUGUACGGGAAGAAGAACCCGAUGGUCUAUCUCAGCAUCUGCUCCAGCGUGGGCAGUAUAUCGAUUAUGGCGAUCAAGGGGUUUGGGAUUGCGGUCAAGCUGACGCUGGGCGGGAACAACCAAUUCAGCCACCCUUCGACGUAUGUCUUUGGGAUUGUGGUGAUUGUCUGCAUUCUGACGCAGAUGAACUAUUUCAACAAGGCGUUGAGUCAGUUCAGCACGAACAUUGUCAACCCGCUCUACUACGUCACCUUCACGACCUGCACGAUUGUGGCCUCCUUCAUCCUCUUCCGCGGCUUCAACACCACCGACCCGAUCAAUACCAUUUCCCUCCUCUGCGGCUUCCUCACAAUCUUCACCGGCGUCUACCUCCUAAACUUAUCAAGAGAAGACCCAGACGGCGGCCACCUCGGAAUCCGCCAAGGCGAGGACUCCCUGGGAGAAUACCACGAAGUCGACGGCAUCCCCACCGACGGCCUCACCGGCCUCCAAACCCGCCUCAGCAUCCAAGCGCGCCGAAGCGGCGAAGACCACCGCCGCAGCGAAAGCUGGAGCCUCCGAAGUCCCGUGACAGGACGCUGGAACGAAAACCCCAAUGCAACAGGAGGAGGGGGAGGAGGAGUCGGCCGCCGAAGUCGAGACGUCUCGGCGCAAAACCUCAUGCAUUCCUACGACGUCGAAGCGAACUCGCUACACCACCUCGUGGAAGACGACGACGACUACGACGAAGACGACGAAUCGGGCGGAUCGUCGAAUCAGAAACGCACGAGUUUCGACGACGGGACCGGGCGGAGGGUGACGAUGAAUGGGAACGCGAAUAACAACAGCAAAAACGAAAGUUCUUCGUUUGGGCCCCCGCGGCGGAGUCGCACGGUGGAUUCGCAGACCGUGGACGCGAGUAAAGGGAAAGGGUUUGAUGCGAAGAAAGCGAAACGGUGA
Molecule: messenger RNA, 1434 nt
Organism: Zasmidium cellare ATCC 36951
Lineage: Eukaryota; Fungi; Ascomycota; Dothideomycetes; Mycosphaerellales; Mycosphaerellaceae
Exons: 3
Coding region: 1-1434 (477 amino acids)
Biological process (GO): magnesium ion transport
Cellular component (GO): membrane
Molecular function (GO): magnesium ion transmembrane transporter activity
Source: RefSeq, a predicted model, not a curated record